CUUCAUUUCGCAUCCCGCUCAACGACAGAUCCCCUUUCUGUACUACGCGAUCACGAACUCAACACGCCGAAACGAUUCUGAAUUUGUGCGAAAAGACGCUCUAGUUACGACCGGAAAGCUGCUGUCCGUCAUCGGACGCAACGGCAUCGUUUGCGGGGCCUGUACCUGUAGCUGCGUCGUUCUAGUAAUACUUGGCCAUCGAAAUCGAAAGAAUCCCACUUGACGAUCCCCCGGUUUCGCCCACCGAGACCGCCCGCCCCCUUCGACGCUCGGAUGAUGGUCUAGGGGCAGCUCAUGAAGGCGCUUUCAAUACCAAAAGCAGACCAUAUAUCGACAAUCUAAGCUUUACCGCUGUUUCGUCAGAAAGGGUGGCCGACGGCUGUUGGACGAUAUCAACGAACAGGCUUUGGCUGAAGGCCCGCCAUUCGUACAACUGGCAACCUCUGCCUUGAAGUUGGGCGGCAGGUGCCCCAAAACCAGUCGCAAAGAUGGCUCCCGCGGGUGGUGGAAACAUUAAGGUGGUGGUGAGAGUGAGACCAUUCAAUAGUAGAGAGAUCGACCGUGGCUCAAAAUGUAUUAUCGAGAUGAAAGACAACCAGACCGUCCUUACCCCGCCGUCCGAAGCUCAUGCAAAAAAUGCAAAAGACGCUGGCCAGAAAGUGUUCGCCUUCGACAGGUCGUACUGGUCAUUUGAUCGCAAGGACAACCAUUAUGCCGGCCAAGACAACCUAUUCGACGACCUUGGUCAGCCUCUUCUCGAGAAUGCCUUUGGCGGUUACAACAAUUGUAUUUUCGCCUAUGGCCAAACAGGUUCCGGAAAGUCGUAUUCCAUGAUGGGAUACGGCAAGGAAGUUGGUAUCAUCCCAAUGAUUUGCCAAGAUAUGUUUAGAAGGAUCUCAGCCCUGCAAGAGGAUAAGCACUUGCGGUGUACGGUCGAAGUGUCAUACCUCGAAAUCUACAACGAACGAGUGCGAGAUCUGUUGAACCCGGCAACGAAAGGAAAUCUCAAGGUCCGAGAGCAUCCGUCGACCGGCCCAUACGUCGAAGACUUGGCGAAGCUGGUCGUUGGCAGCUUCCAGGAGAUCGAGCACUUGAUGGACGAGGGAAACAAGGCCAGAACUGUCGCCGCAACAAACAUGAACGAGACGUCAAGUCGAAGUCACGCAGUUUUCACCUUGAUGCUCACCCAGAAAAGAUUCGACCCCGAUACAAAGAUGGAAAUGGAAAAGGUCGCCAAAAUUAGUCUGGUUGACUUGGCUGGUUCAGAAAGAGCUACAUCAACAGGUGCCACAGGUGCUCGACUGAAGGAAGGUGCAGAGAUCAACAGAUCACUAUCCUCCCUGGGUCGAGUCAUCUCAGCCUUGGCAGAUAUUUCCGUGGGGAAAAAGAAGAAGGGUCCCGGCGGACAAGUUCCGUAUCGAGACAGUGUUCUCACGUGGCUGCUCAAAGACUCAUUAGGUGGAAACAGUAUGACGGCCAUGAUUGCAGCCAUCAGUCCAGCAGACAUCAACUAUGACGAAACCCUCAGUACCUUGCGAUACGCCGACUCUGCGAAGAGAAUCAAGAACCACGCGGUUGUCAACGAGGAUGCCAACGCCCGUAUGAUCAGAGAACUCAAGGAAGAGCUUGCUCUGCUGAGAGGUCAACUAGGGGGAGGAAGUGUUGGGGCAGGCGCGGCUGGAGGAGCUGCCGGCGGUACCGUCACGUCAGAAGAGGUCUAUCCGGAAGGCACUCCUCUAGAACAGCAAUUCGUGUCGAUUACAUCUAGCGACGGCGCUGUGAAGAAGGUUUCCAAGGCCGAGAUUGCAGAGCAACUCAAUCAGAGUGAAAAGCUAUUGACAGAUCUCAAUCAGACCUGGGAGCAAAAGCUGCAAAAGACGGAGGAGAUCCACAAGGAACGAGAGGCCGCACUCGAAGAACUCGGUAUCAGCAUUGAAAAGGGCUUCAUCGGACUUUCCACUCCGAAGAAGAUGCCCCAUUUGGUCAACCUUUCAGACGAUCCGCUACUUGCCGAGUGUCUUGUAUACAACCUCAAGCCAGGUCUGACCACGGUUGGAAACAUGGACACCAAUGCUGACAACCAAGCAAAUAUUCGUCUUAACGGGACUCGCAUCAUGCACGACCAUUGCGCUUUUGAAAACGGACCCGAUGGUACCGUAAUGGUCAUUCCGAAGGAGGGAGCGUCUGUCAUGGUCAACGGCAAACGAAUCGAGGAGCCUAAACAGUUGCACUCCGGUUAUCGUGUUAUCUUGGGUGACUUCCAUAUUUUCCGCUUCAAUCACCCUAUGGAAGCCCAAAAGGAAAGAGCAGACAAGAACCUGUUGCGUCAAUCUGUGACGGCUAGUCAGUUGCAGAAUCUCGAAAAGAGCAUGCCGACGCCAGCUGUCAGCCCGCGACCUGGACACGAACGGAACUGGAGCAAAGCUGGUUCAGACUUUGGCGACAGUCGGCCGGACUCUCCGAUACCGUUUCGUGCUGGACGUGACAACGACUUCAUGUUCGCAAGACGAGAGGCAGCAGAAGCUAUACUGGGCCCGAACCAAAAUUUGGCUAGUCUCACUGACGAGGAGCUCAAUGCACUAUUCGAAGGUAUCCAACGAGCGCGUGCCGAGCGUGUCAAUGUCCGCGAUGGGGAUGAUGACACGGAAUCUGUCACCUCAUAUCCGAUUCGAGAAAAGUACAUGUCGACUGGCACAAUUGAUAACUUCUCUCUCGAUACCGCCCUCACUAUGCCUUCGACUCCAAAGCAGGGUGAAGUAGACGACAAGUUGAGGGAAGUGCGAGAGGAGAUGCAAUCUCAGCUUGACCGGCAGAAAGAGGAGUAUCAAGACCAGCUUAAGACAGCUGAAGCGGCCAACGUCGAAGUGGAGGAGAUCAAGAAGGAAAAGGUCAGGAUGGAAGAAACCUUACAGUCGCUUAAGGAGGAUAUGCAACAACAAUUGGAGGUGCAACGUCGCCAAUUCGAAGAGAAGCUCGAAAAAAUGGAUCCCUUGAAGAGGCCAAAGGCAAAUCCCAAGCUCUCUGACGAAGAAAUUGAGACUGCAAAGCAAGUCGUGAAGCUGUGGCGGACUAGGCGCUACGUGCGCAUGGCGGAAGCAGUGCUGCAACACGCCUCAACUUUGAAGGAAGCGCAAAUCAUGAGCAACGAGCUUGACGAGGGUGUAGUCUUCCAAUUCACUGUCGUGGACCUCGGCCAUUCCCUUUGCUCUACCUACGACAUGGUUCUAAAUGGGUUGACUGGCGAAGGAGACGACAUCCCCCUCGAAGAAACACAAAAGCCAUGCAUCGGCGUGCGCGUUGUUGACUACAAGAACUGCGUUGUGCAUCUUUGGAGUCUGGAGAAGCUACACGACCGGGUUAGACAAAUGCGGCAAAUGCACCAGUAUCUUGACCAGCCAGAGUAUGCUCAGCACCUGAGUCUUGAUAACCCGUUCAUCGAGACUUGCAUGCCGCAGUAUACGCUUGUAGGAGAGGUCGACGUGCCGCUAAAGGCUGUCUUUGAAAGCAGGGUUCAAGACUUCGCCCUGGAUAUUCUCUCUCCCCAUACGUCCCAUGCCAUCGGCAUGAUCAAGCUUUCGCUGGAGCCAUCGCACGCUAGAGCACCAUCCAACACGCUGAAAUUCAACGUUGUGAUGCACGAAAUGGUCGGCUUCGCCGAAAGAGAGGGCACGGAGGUUCAUGCUCAACUGUUCAUCCCUGGGGUCUCGGAGGAAGAUGGCAUCACCACCACGCAGUGGGUCAAAGAUUUUGACGAAGGGCCUAUUCGCUUUGAGAGCGUACAUAGUAUGAGCGUUCCUCUUUUCAGCCCGCAAACCGUCACCCUCAGAGCAGCUAUUUUCGCCAAAGUUUCAGCAAUGCACCUGGACAAAUUACUGAGCUGGGACGACAUGCGCGAUGCUGUACCAUUGUCCAGAGGAAAAGGCAAGGGAGCGCGCAUCGCUGAGUCACAAUUUUUCACCGAAGAGAAGCACGACGUAUUGGCAAGGAUACAGAUUCUCGAACUGAACGAGGAAGGAGAGUACGCACCCGUUGAAGUAGCACAAACGAGUGAGAUGGACGGCGGUACUUUCCAACUUCACCAAGGGCUCCAACGCCGCAUUGCCAUCAACAUCACGCACAGUUCUGGCGAUGCUCUGCCCUGGGACGACGCAAUGAACCUGAGGGUGGGUAAGGUUCAGCUUCUUGAUCAGUCAGGAAAGUCGCCAGAUAUGACGUCAACGUCACCUACCAUCACCCUCAAGCUCGCCAACAAGCCUGCCUUCCGCGAUAACGCCAAUGGUACCCGAAGCAUCACGCUGACCGGCCAAUGGGAUUCGAGCUUACACAACUCCCUGCUUCUGGAUAGAGUGACCGCGGAUAAGUAUCGUGUUCAGAUGACGGUUGCCUGGGAAAUUAGUUCCAGCAAGUUUGCGGAACCGAUGAAGUUUGCGAUGCAUGUCUGCUGCCAAAUCAUGUCAAGAUCAUGGGUGCGACAGACGUCAAUGUUCUCCUCGCUGUGGCAAAGCGUCCGUUUCGUUCAUGCAACGAGUGCCAUAUUCACACUGUCGAUGCGGCCGGCUCCUAUCAAGAGAAUAGGCGACUUGUGGCGGAUGAGCAGCCAGCACGACUACGUCAAAGGAGAAGAGCAGCUCACUACCUGGACCCCUCGGGGAGUCUCCCUGGUUAGCGACUUCAUUCUUUCUCGCAAGAAGAGAAAGCGAAUUGCGGAAAUUGGAGCAGUGCAGACCCUCCUCAAGAAGAUUGGUCUGCCAGAGCCGAAGCUGAAGGCGACAGAGGAGGAGACACCAGAAGAAGACCUGCCGCCCCAACCCACGUAUCAAAACGACGAUGACGAUCUGUUGAACGACACACCAGAGAGCUCGCAGGUGCCAGAGGACGACGAACUUCUCAACGGAGACGGGCAAGAAACGCCACAGCCAGAGGGGGAAACUGAGGCAGUGCAAGCAGCUCAAGAACCAGAGAUACCCGAGCGAGAGAAGCACAUCCUUGAGAAAUGCAUCAAGCUCUGGAACAAGUACCCCGAUCCGCUGCUGCAGAUUCUCAGCCCAACGAAUACUGAUCCGCCGACGGACGGCUCUGCGCCGGAGGCUUCCGCUCCGCCGAGCCUGAUCCCAACGAUUAUCCGAGUUCCGAAGAACCCCAAGGUUCUCAAGGGCGGCUAUCUGCUGAUUCCUAACAGCAGCUCUACGAGAUGGGUUAAAAGAUUUGUGGAACUGCGACGGCCAUACCUGCACAUCCAUUCUGUCACUGAUGGGGAUGAAGUGGCCAUCGUCAGCCUACGAAACUCACGCGUCGACAGCCAGCCUGGCGUUAUCGGGCUCUUGUCGGGUGACGACGAUGACACGGGUUCGCAAACCAACGGCAGUGUAGAAGAAUUCCGCCCGAGCCAUAGACGAACUGCGUCUGGACGUGUCAUCUCAACCAUUUGGACAGGCACCGGUACAGGUGGCGCAGCCAAUGGACCUGGCGGAGGCUUGCAGAGGCUAAGUGAGCGACUGCAAGCUGGAGUUUUCGCGAUUUACGGCACGGACAAUACUUGGCUUUUCGCUGCACGUAGCGAGCGGGACAAGAUGGACUGGAUCUUCCGCAUCGACCAGAGCUACUUCUCGAGCAGCGACAGCGCCAACGGCAGCGGAUCGGGCACCCCCGAUAGAUAUGAUGAUUCUCUCAUCGGCGGGUACUGAUUCUGGGGACCAGUCAUGAGUUCAUCAACGAACCUCUUGUUUCCUAUCUUACCAGUCUAGAAAGACGAAACCCCAAUUUGAAACGACGGCAUUGCAUGAGCAUUGGGCUCACGCUCAUUUCAACGACAUUUUCUCUUUGUUCCGUUUGUAUAACGCACGACACGACUUGCAGUAUACCCUCUAUGGCUUGGAAAAUAGGAUUGCGGAGGGGAGAGAGCAGGAGGAGGAAGAGCUGAGACGGAAGACGGAAGUCGGAAGACAGCCGAUAAUUGUCUUUUGGUUUGGGAGAGGUUGGCUAUAGACGAGGUGGACGGACACGCAGGAAAGAAACCUGCUGCACAACGAAUGACACAAAAAUCUAGACAGAGACAGAGAGCUGCCCCUGGGAAAAGAGGGGGGGAUGCAAAUGAGGCCAGCCUGAGGCAAUGUGCGCUCGUUCUUCUUGGUUGCCACGAAGACUUGGAAACCCGGCUUGCGGUUAGGUGAG
Colletotrichum scovillei is the source of this 6171-nucleotide messenger RNA. RefSeq names its product kinesin motor domain-containing protein. The record is from RefSeq and is a predicted model, not a curated record. The transcript is spliced from 2 exons. Gene Ontology annotation, molecular function: ATP binding; microtubule motor activity; ATP hydrolysis activity. Gene Ontology annotation, biological process: microtubule-based movement; cytoskeleton-dependent intracellular transport. Bases 489 to 5684 code for a protein of 1731 amino acids. Gene Ontology annotation, cellular component: kinesin complex; microtubule. Lineage: Eukaryota; Fungi; Ascomycota; Sordariomycetes; Glomerellales; Glomerellaceae.